AGGACUGAAGUCAUUUCCACUGGAUUCAGAAAAUAUAGGAUUGAUCACUGCUCAUAUCUGUUUAUGUCUCUGGAGUAGUAAAAGUAAAGAGAGAAGAAGAAGAAGAAGAUGAUGAUGAACAGCGGAAGCAGCAGCGGCGGUGGCGGAAGUAGCGGUGGAGGAAGAACAUCAUGGCCGUCAACGACGUCACCUUCAGGAAAGAGAAUACAAAAGGAAUUGAAAGAGUUGGACUCUCAUCCUCCUCCUCUCUCCUCCGCUGGUCCCAUCGCCGACAGCCUUAACCACUGGCUCGCCACCUUUCUCGGCCCACCAGGGACACCAUAUGAAGGCGGUAUAUUUUUCCUCGACAUUUUGUUUCCCAAUGAGUACCCUUUUAAACCUCCCAAGGUGAUGUUUAAAACAAGAAUUUAUCACUGUAAUGUUGAUUCUUCCGGCAACGUCAAUUUGGACAUUCUGAAAGAUGGAUGGAGUCCAGCCCUAACAAUCUCCAAGGUGCUACUUGCUAUAAGAUCCAUAUUUCUGAACCCUGAUCCAUACAAUGCUCUGGUACCUCCCAUCGCGCACCUAUACCAAGUUGAUAGGAAAAGGCACGAUGAACUUGCUGCUGCAUGGACACACCGGUUUGCAAAAUAAAAGAAACAAUCAAUACAAUUAAAGUUUUGGCCUAGUUGUUAAGACAGAGGUCCUAUGUACAAUAGGUCUCAGGUCCGAAUCCCCCGCCACCAUUUGUAAUUUAUUUGCCCGUGUGGCUCAUCGCACCAAAAAAAAAAAGGUUUGGGAUGUUUUCAAACUCACUUGCUUGUAUAUAACUAUAUAGAUGGAAAAAUGCAUGUCCAACAAUGUUUGAUCAUUGUACAUGUUAUAGCUAAUACUAGCGGUUUGUAUAAUGGUAGUGAGUGUACUUGAGUGUAUUUCAUUUUUGAAUGUGCA
Molecule: messenger RNA, 930 nt
Organism: Spinacia oleracea (spinach)
Lineage: Eukaryota; Viridiplantae; Streptophyta; Magnoliopsida; Caryophyllales; Amaranthaceae
Product: constitutive photomorphogenesis protein 10
Exons: 4
Coding region: 109-633 (174 amino acids)
Source: RefSeq, a predicted model, not a curated record